AUGGGAAGAAUUGAUAUUAUUGCUAUUGAUGGCAGCCCACAAUCACGUUAUGCAUUUGACUGGUACUUGGAGAACUUGUACAGAGAGGGCAACACUGUGGUGUUGGCUCAUGUUGUGGAGUAUGGCAUUAACAUUGGACUACCUGGCAUCGCAGCAGACGUUGAGGGAAUAUGUGCGGCUGUGAAGAGGAAAAAUGACGAGGUCGAGGCAAUGAGUGAGGAGUUUAUGAGUAUCCUCAGAGCCAAAACUAUUCCUGCCAAACGUUUGAUACUGAACGGGAACAGGCCUGGAGAGGAAAUCGUGAAAGCGGCAGCUGAUGAAGGAGCAGAACUAAUCAUCAUGGGCACUCGUGGCCUGGGCAAGAUCAGGCGCACUUUUCUGGGCAGUGUCAGUGAACAUGUAAUACAUCACGCCCACUGUCCGGUGACAAUUGUUCGCCAGAGUGAGAAACCCUCACCAUAA
Messenger RNA from Candidula unifasciata, 462 nucleotides. Lineage: Eukaryota; Metazoa; Mollusca; Gastropoda; Stylommatophora; Geomitridae. The record is from the annotation of a GenBank genome assembly.